Coregonus clupeaformis (lake whitefish) is the source of this 2268-nucleotide messenger RNA. RefSeq names its product multidrug and toxin extrusion protein 1. NCBI's taxonomy places the organism in Eukaryota, Metazoa, Chordata, Actinopteri, Salmoniformes, Salmonidae. The record is from RefSeq and is a predicted model, not a curated record. Bases 106 to 1929 code for a protein of 607 amino acids. Gene Ontology annotation, biological process: xenobiotic detoxification by transmembrane export across the plasma membrane. Gene Ontology annotation, cellular component: membrane. Gene Ontology annotation, molecular function: xenobiotic transmembrane transporter activity; antiporter activity. The transcript is spliced from 17 exons.
UGCAGAGGAGCUGUCUGUCUGACAGUGACAGUGGAGUUACAGCACUGUACCAACAGUAACACGACAGAGGACUGAGAGGGGGCACACACAGACACAGAGGCUGGGAUGGAAGACUCUGGGCCUACGCUGGCAUCUGGGACCACUUCUAAUUCUAAUCCACCCAUAAUGGAGGAGUCUAGUGCCAAACUGUUCUGCUGCCGCUGGGUAAGGCACAGAAUCCCCCUGGCACUCAGAGAGGAGCUCUACCACAUUCUUCGGAUGACUGGACCCUUGCUGCUGUCUCGAAUCCUAAACUACCUGCUUCCGUUUGUCAUCACUAUGUUCUGUGGUCGCCUGGGGAAUGCAGUAUUAGCUGGCUACGGCCUGGCCUGCGCGACUAUUAAUGUUACGACUGCAGCAACAGGAGGUGGACUUGCCUUAGCAUGUGACACUUUGGUAUCUCAGACAUUUGGUGGUAGGAACCUGCAGCGUGUGGGGGUGAUCCUGCAGAGGAGUGUGUUGAUCCUACUGCUCUUCUGUCUGCCCUGCUGGGCCAUGCUCCUCAACACCCAGUCUAUCCUGCUGGCUCUGGGCCAGGAGCCUGAGGUGGCCAGAAUAGCACAGCUGUAUGUCAUCGCCUACCUACCUGCAGUGCCAGCUAUUUUCCUACAUCAACUUCAGGCUUCUUAUCUCCAGAACCAGGGGAUAAUACUGCCUCAGAUGUACACAGCAGCCGCGGCCAACAUCGCCAAUGUGGUGACAAACUAUAUCCUGCUCUACUGGAUGGACCUGGGAGUUAUAGGGUCUGCAGCAGCUAAUACGCUUUCCCAGCUCUACAUAUGUUCUUUCUUGUUUGCUUACAUUUGUUGGAAGAAGCUACAUGUGAAAACAUGGGGAGGUUGGACCACAGAAGCACUGCAGGAGUGGGGCUCUUAUAUGAAACUGGCCAUCCCAAGUACACUGAUGUUAUGUUUCGAAUGGUGGAUCUAUGAGCUUGGGGGAUUCCUUGCAGGCAUGCUGAGUGAAGUGGACCUGGCUGCUCAACAUGUGGUCAUAAUGCUGGCUUUCAUCAACUACAUGUUCCCCCUGGGGAUCCAGGCUGCAGCAUGUGUUCGUGUGGGGAAUGCCCUAGGGGCCGGAGACACAGCCGGGGCCAUCCUCACCAGCAAGGUGUCCCUCGCCCUCGCAGGUUCAAUGGCAGUAAUUCAGGGAAUCGUGCUGAUCUCUACUAAAACAGUGAUCGCCUUCAUGUUUACUUCUGAUGAGCAGAUAAUAGAUCUGGUCGCUCAACUUCUCAACGUGUACUGUGUCCUUCAGUUCUUUGAUGGGCUAGUGUGUGUGUGCAUGGGCAUCAUCCUGGGCACGGGCAAACAGAAGAUAGCAGCGAUGGCUAAUCUCAUCACCUACUACUGUGUGGGCCUUCCACUGGGCAUCUCUUUGAUGUUCGCAGCUGGCCUUAGGGUCCUAGGGUUCUGGUUAGGCCUGUUCAUCUGUGUCAUUCUACAGUCCACCUUCUUCAUCACUGUCAUCUUCAGGCUCAACUGGAAGAGAAUGACAGAGAAGGCUGUGAAACGAGCUGGAAAGGCUGGACAUAUGGUGUCAAUGAGGAGUAUAGUUGCACCUGACCACACAGAGAACAAUGGGAGGACAGUGAAUGGAUACAUUUUAGUGAGUGCUGAGGGCCAGGGUCACCUCAGGGGAAGCAAUAGGACCCCAGAGGUGCAGAGGGAGGAUGGGAGCCCCAGUGGACUGCUUUCCACCACACAGCUGGUCCUGAGGAGAGGUCUCACUCUACUGGCUGCCAUUGUCAUCCUGGCUGUGGGGACCAGUGUCCAUCUUCUCCUGCCUCUACCAAUCAGCUCAUGGAGCAAUCUGAGUGUAGACUGGAGCAAUACUACCUUUACCACUACCUCCCCCCCUGAAUUGGUCCCGUCAACAGUUCUCAUCUAGGAAUAAUACCUGGGGGAACCAGAACAGACCCUGUAGCAAGGCAAUUAAGUCAUAGACGUGCUGUGUCAGUGAAUCUGUUAUUACACAAAUUAUUACACCUGAAACAGCUUUUUCCUUCAAUCUAGAGCCAUAAUCAUUAUGCCUAAUUCUAUGUAAAAAAUAUAUUAUUUUUUCUGCAUAGGUUUUCUAAGCAUUCCUCUUUACCUGUUCAAUUGUCAUUUUAAUUAUUGAUGCACAUUGAAUCUUUAAAAACGUUUAUGCCUUUAGUACAUUUAGUAAUUGCUUGCUUUUCUAAAGUCCAGCAACCUUGUCAGCAGGCAUGCCAGCUAAGAUACGUAG